GGACGGACCCGUGGGCGUUGCGAAUAGCUCAUAUAUAAAGCUCUGACAGUGGCUAAAACUUCUCAUUGCUGAUUAAACAUGCUGCGUCUAACGAUUUGGCUGCUCAUCUGCGCCGCUGUGGCGCUGGCCCAGAACGACGGCCGCUAUCGUCCUGCCCCCAGGCCGAUCUCUGCCCUGAGCACCCGAGUUGCUGCCAACGCUGGUCGCUAUCGGGGCGGCAACGAUGGCCGCUAUGUGCCAGGCGACGAUGGCAAAUAUCGCGGCGGCAACGAUGGACGCUAUGGCGGCAACAACGACGGACGCUAUGUGCACGUGGACAACAAGUACCAGCACGACAAUCGUCCUGGAGGCGACUACACCGGCGGCAAUGAUCCUUACCGCGGUGGCAAGGACAAGUUUGGUGCUGGCGGUGGUGCUGGUCGCGGUGGUGGAGGUGGUGGUGGUGGCGGUGCAGCCAACGCAGCGAAUGGAGCUAAUGCCAACGGCAGAGCUGGUGCUGGUGCUGGAGCCGGUGCUGGUGCGGGUGUUGCGAAGAAACCCUCGCUGCCACGCCCCGUGCCCGUUGUGGACCAGCGCCCCAAUCUGCCACAAGGACGCGGCACUGGCGUUGGCAAGAACGGCUGGCUGAUUCUGCGCCAAGAUGGCGCCGUGGAUACCGAUGGCUACAACUAUCUCUACGAGACUGAGAACGGCAUUCUCGGUGAAGAGAGCGGACGCAUCGAGAAGCAAACGGAGGGCGAUGCUCUACGCUCCAAGGGCUACUACGAGUACACAGGCGACGACGGCCUGCUCUACCGCGUCGACUACGUGGCCGAUGAGAACGGAUUUGUGCCCGCCGGCGAACAUAUUCCCAAAGUACCAGAGCACAUACCCAGGCUCUUGGCCUAUCUGAAGGCUCAAGGCGCCUUGUAAAAAAUAUUAAAUAUAUUCAUUUGUUCGUGUUGUUUCGGUUAUCAGAAAAUAAAAGAAUAUUUCGAA
Messenger RNA from Drosophila arizonae, 978 nucleotides. It is a transcript of the gene Cpr49Ab, whose product is annotated as Cuticular protein 49Ab. NCBI's taxonomy places the organism in Eukaryota, Metazoa, Arthropoda, Insecta, Diptera, Drosophilidae. Gene Ontology annotation, molecular function: structural constituent of chitin-based larval cuticle. The record is from RefSeq and is a predicted model, not a curated record. Gene Ontology annotation, cellular component: chitin-based extracellular matrix.